GGUAGGGAGAAUCUGGGUAGGCUAGCUAGAACUGAAACCAUUUGACUCUAAGAAACUAGUAUCCAUGCUUGAUUCCCCCCAAUCCCCCCUGCCCUAGGUUCUUUUCUGCUCCAUCUAAAUAUGAAGGUCUGUGGACUUCUAGUGAGUCCUGGACCUGGGACACGACAGUGAGGGAAAUCAGACAUGGGGGACUGUCAUGUCCAGCAUGCAGUAAAUCUUUAUUGUCUUAGUGCUCAUUAUAUACUAUUUAAAUUGCAGCAGGUGUAACAUCAAAGCAUACCAUAUAAUGAUAACACAUAUGAAUGAUUAGUCUACUUUCUUACUAUUAUCUAUUUACUUCAGACAGUAGGGUACCAGGUGGUUAGUUCUCACGCACAUAAUCUUAUCGCCCCAUAGCUAGAGCUUGGGAAGUUCGCUUAUUAUUUUUGUUAUUCUCAGACUGUGGAGAUGUAGAGGCCUGACUCCACGCAGGUCACUUUCCGGGCUCUCAACACCAGGUCCUGUCACUUAGGUUUUCCUCCGAGACGCAUGUGUUUUCACAUGCCUUAGGUACUCAGGUCAAGGCCCUUCUGCUCACUGCGCGGGGUCUCUCCCAACAAAGGUCAACUCAGACUUCCAGUUUCUUCAGACAUUCUCCUACAUCCCCUAUUGUACCUCUGCUCACAGACUAUAUUCUUACAUUGGGGUGGGUAGGUGACUACUUAACAUACUAGUCAUUGGAGCCCCAAGUUAAAAAUCACACUAUGAAUGGGACCUAGUUGCAGAUCCUUGAUUUCCUUCAACCUUUUUAUUGAGAUAUAAGAGUAUUAAAACUGUUCAGCAACGAUGGAGGGCCUUAAAGAUACCAUACCUCAUUUUGUGAACAAGGAAGCUGACGUUAGGAAAUAAAUUUCUCAAAAUCAUAACUAUUAAGUGGUACAGAGAGAUUUUAAAACCUGUUCUUCUGACUCCAGGCCAAAUAAACCAAAGAAUAGAAAGUAUCAGUAAAAUGACAGGUGAUGGGGAAGAAAGUGGUCUCUAGUUUGAGUGUGUGGAAUUGUUGAAUCACACCUAAUUUCAAAGGUAUUAGCUAAAAUUUUGCCUCUGGCACGUUGGAGCUACAUUCCAAUAAUACUCUUAGCGUACCAUCAUAAUUUCAUCAGGUAUUAUACAUAAUUAUGUUAUUAAGUUAUAUGUAUAUAGGAAAAGUUAGAAAGCCAGAAUUCAGCUGUAUUUCAUUACUAAACGUUUCUGUUCUGUUUUUUCCCCUUCAUUACUAAUUAGAACCAUGACCCUCCUGGCAUGCCAUGAUGUCAUUGUACAUUCUCACUUUCUUUUCCUUAGUGAGAAGUUUGACAUAGUGUAAGGUGACCCUGGUUCCUUGCUAGUGAAGCUUUAUCAUACUUUGACAUGUAUUGCUACUGUGCUACUUAAGAACAAGAGGAAGGAGAGGUGUGUAUAAGGCUUAGUUUAUGUUCAGGACAGAGGUUGAAUGGAAUUUUACAUUUUUUUUCUCCAACAUUGAAGUACUACCACUCCUGACCAUGAACUUAGCCCUGUAUUAGGUACUAAAGUUAAUACAAAAGGUGGAUUACAUUGGUCUCCACACUGUAGUUGAGACUUGAGUAAAUUUUGUGAGCAGUAUGAACAGUAGAGAAGUGCUUGGGGACAAAGGGUCCAGUUAGGGAUAUUUUCUUCAACUGGGCUUUUGUGAUCUCACGUUUUAUAGAACAAAGGUGGAACAAUUUUUAACUUUCACCUUUUUUCUAAAAGCAUUAUAAAUGGCUUAUACAAUUCAAUCUGUUCUUCAUCUAAGAAAAAGACAUCUCUGUUAUUCUUGAUGGAAUAUUUCACAAUAGCUUGUGUUAGUCACUUGCAGGUGAGGUAACAAAAAUCAGCUUUUUGUUAAGAAUAUGAAGGAAGAAUAUGACCUGUCCUUUCAGUGUAACUUUUUUUUAAAGAUUUAUUUUAUUUAUUAAUGCAUACAAGAGCUCGGGUGUGGGCCAAAGAUGCUGGGGUGAGAAGAUUCACCAGAGAGAGAGUGGGGAGCAGAAUAGGAGGAUCUAAUAAAAUACAUUGCUGAAGGGAGCAGUGGACGAGACAGGAGAGGUCUGCUGCACCAUGUGGGUUAGCUCCCUGGCUGGGGAUCAACUCAUGCUGCAGUGGCUGCUGAUAGCUUGAUAGUGCUGAAACUUAACCCCUUGUGCCAGCAGGGAGGCCCUAGUGUAACUUUUUUAGAACUUUUUUUUUAAGGAUUCCUCAGUCUUGAACAUACAGUUUGUAAGCACUAAACCCAAAACAGCAGACAACCAUCCUGAGUUUAAUAGGGACACAUAGUAGGUGGGUAAAACCCUAAGCCAUAGACUGCCAGAAUCCCCGAGUUUCAGAGGUAAAAGGAAGAUGAACUGCCUAUAUGUGUUCACAUGUCAACUAAGUGAUCAGCUGACUGGAAAGAGUAGAGAGCUGGUGCAGGAGGAAGAGACCCACUUGUUCAAAACUGAAGGGGAGCCAGGGACAAGAGUAAAAGUGCAAGAGAUGGAUUGUCACACGUGUCUUUAUUAGUGGGAUACAUGGCUCCAAAGCCCUGAUCACAAAAAUCUUCAUUUGAACCCUUUAUUAAACUCUUCCACAAUGCAGAACUAUAAAUGAAGCUCUCACUGGGCUUUGGGGACUCCACUCAAGUCAGUUUUCACAUGAAUUUCACAAAUUGCUAUGACAGCAAACUCACUCUUCUUUGGAGAAAUAAAUGCCUGCAAUUUUGAUAUUACAUUAAGCUUUUUAUGUGAAAUUUUGGGCAAUUUUCUAGAAUCAUUGUUUAAGGAUUAUGGCUUGGGACUGGCAAAUGAGUCUUAUUUUUAAAAACAGUUUUUUGCGUGGGUGAAUGUGGAAGUGUGGGCAUAGUGUCAGAUAAGUGAAUGUGUGGGUAUUCAUGUAUCUAUAUCAGUGAAAGCCGUGAUAAUUACUAUCCUCAGUACCCACGUUGGCACCAUACUGUGUUUUAAAUUGCAGAUCUAAACAGAGUGCUAGUUAACAGGAAAUUACAUUUUCAGUUUAACAGUGGCAUUUGAUUAUGCAGCAAGUAGCAGGUUUCUUCCUUUCUCUCUUAUUCAUUCUUCCUUUUUUUCACACUAGUAAAUACAUUUAGCACCCAUCUGCUUGAGAAAAAGGAACAUUGGGGCAACGAUGGGUUUUUGUCAUGAAUACCGGGGACUUGGUGUGAUGUCACUGCAAGCUCUGUGUGAUCGUAGGUGGUGUUAGAGCUCUAGGAGCCAGAGGGGGAGAGAGCAGUGGAAGAGACGAUGUCGCUCUCAGACAAACAGUCAGCCUCUCACUCUGCUGCUUUCGGCCAGCUCUGUAAGGGCAGACCUGCAGAGUGUCGGAUGGACUCCCCAAAAGAAAUCAGCCAAGCUGGAUUUGAGUGGCAGAGGACAGAGGGCAGACUAAAUGAAAUCGGGCUGAAUGUCAGCAUGGAUGGGCAGCUGAAAGACGGGCUUGUGAAGAAUGCCAGCUUCCUGGAGCAGAAUAAGCUCUGCUUCUUUGAGGGGAAGCUAGACAAAGAGCUCAGCAUUGAAGUGCAGGACAAGGACUGUCAAGCAACCUCAGGUCACCUUGAGAGCAGGUAUGUGAUUUCAGAAAGCUACCCUCCCUCAGGGGGCAACUCAGUCCUCCAGAAGACAGCUGAGUUCCAUCUGGGACCGAUAGAGGGGCCAGACAAAAACAAAACCACUGCAGUUCAGGGGACAGUGAGAGGGGAAAAUAGACCAGAGACCAAAAGCCAGACAGAUCUGAAUUUCACUGGAGCUGCUGACAUCCCCACUGAGCAUGUUAAGGAGCAAGAAACCAGUGUUUGGAACCCCAACUUUCAUCCAGUGGCUCAAGGCUCUCAGGGCUCAAAGGAAGCAGCUCCAGGAAAAGAAAAUGGCAUCAUCCCUGACUGUGGGGUAAUUGGAGUGGUGAAUAACUCUGGGCAGACAGAAUGUGAGUCCUCACUGCUGACUGUAGCCCAUUCAACCCCUGCUGUUGAGCAUUCACCCACUGCCAUUCCACCCAUCACUAUGGUGGAGUUCACCCAGGAAUAUUUGAAUGCCAGCUCUCAUAUCAAGGACCAUGAUAAGGAGUUGGAGAAAUUGUGUUCUACUGAGGAGGGGGCUUUGCUUGACCAAGCCCCCCAGCAGAAAAAGGCAAUGCGUCGGGCCCUGUCUGAAUGUUCUCACCUCUCAGUUCCUCCAGCUGUCAACCUUGCAGAUAAGUAUCCUGAACUCCCACCCCCAGAAGAGCUCUCUUCUGGCCUGCUGCCUUUCUCCAGUAGUCCAAUGCCAAGUCCUCUACCCAGAAAACUGGGGGCUCCUGCUAUAAGGCGCUCCAUGACAGUGGCUGAGGAACAGACAGCUAGCUACAAAUUGAAUCCUGCAGAACUGCCCAUCCCAUCUACUGAGAAGAUACCUCCUUUCAUCAUUGAGGAAUCAGUGACCAAGAAAGAAGAACCGACCAACUUUAGCAGCAGCAGCUGCACUGGGAAAAAGGAACUGGGCACUGCUGGGUUCUCUCUCCAUGGUAAGCUGGAGCAGAUUCCUGAAGUAAGCAGCAAGGAAAAGGGGCAAGAAGAUACUAGUGAAACAAGAACAGAUUCAUGCUCCCAAGUCUGCCAGGGAGGUGAGAAACAGCUGGGACAAACGACUCUGGCAGGGAAGAAAGAAAUUGAGGUCACUGCAACCCAGAGCACUCCAUCGUUUCAGUGUGAAGAGACCCCACGUGAUGGUAUGUUUCUAAAUUUUGCCUCCUUGGGGAGCAAGCCCAGCAAGGAAGGAACCACAGUGACAGAUUACUGGCAGGAGCAUUAGGCUGCUGGAGUCUGACAGCCUGGGGAAAGCUUAAUUCUGUUGCAUUGGAAGGUUGCUGGGAGUCAGGCAAGAAAGCAAGCGAAGUGAAUCUACCUGGGUCAACCUGAAUGCCUGCUGGCAGGGCAGAUUGGGGUGGGCUAAUUGGGUUGGGAGUACAUAGGAUCAGAGGGUGGUGGGCAUACGAAACAGACUCCCUUACUUGCCUUCCUGUCUCCCAUCCCCCAUCCUCUCACCCCUCAGCUCCCUGUUGGUUUGAACCAGAUGCCCUGAGCUCUAAAUCAUCCAAUCGCAGCUGAUUGAUUUCCUUGCUUGAAAAUCUGUCACUGUGUAGAUUCACAAUGGGUUUAUCAGCACUAACCUCCUCUUUAAGUAGCACAGUCUGGGUGCAAGCUCUGUUUUCCGUUUUGCUUUUGAGAAUGUUUUACUUUUGUUCUAGCUGAAAAGAGCCCUUUAAAGCUGGCUAUUUAAUAUUCUUUUCCUGUUCUUCAUGUUUGACCCAAUCUUGCUUCUAGUUUUCUCUUUCUUUAUGAGUAUAGGGAGGAUUUGUGGGGAGAAGGAGAAGAAAGGGAAAGAGGAGAGGAGAAACUUGCAUUUAAUAAACAGCUAAAUGUUGCUGUCUUUGUGACUGCCUCUGUGCCUUUCUUCAUGGCCCUUUCUUUUCUUCCCCAUCCCCCAACUCCCAUGGGUCUUAUUGUUGGUGGUCUAAAAAAGCUUAUUUUCCUCUGAAUCCAGUUUCAGCACAAAGGAUCAUGAUUCACAAGAUUGUUAACAGGAAUUAAAAAUAUGUAUUUUGUUUGGAGGGGAUCCCCUGUUUUCUGAGGAACUGUUUUCUCUAGUAUUUAUUCCUCUUAGUAUAUUUUAAUGAAAAAUUUUACCCUUUUCCUUUCAAAAUUGGAAGUGGUAUUUUCUAGGGGAGGGUUAAGUGAAACCUGACUCUCGAAUACUGAAAGGUCGUUGUUCAAUGGAGAUGAGUAAAGAAGCCUCAUAUUUCCUCUAUGAUUUCUUAUGACUCCAAGAUGUCAAGAACUUGAGUAUUCAUUUCUCUUGUUUACUUCGAGCUGAAGCAGACUGUCCGCAUGGACAUGACUGUGUCAUCUUUUAUGAUCCCCAGGUGCCCAGUUCAGUGCCAUGUACCUUCUAGGUUGUAAUAACUGUGAUUUUCUUGUUGUUGUUGUUGUUCAUUUAUUUCAGAACAAGUUCUUCCUAGUUUACAGUAACAGAAGAUCUGGUAGAAAAUGCUGGUAGAAAAAAAUUUCAAAUGACUGGCAAAACUCAUUGAAAAAUGUUUGAAUGCUAGCUCAACUAACCACUAAGUAGAUAAAACUGCAUAAAGUUUUAUUUAUGUAACAUACCUACCAUGUGCCAAUAUCUUUCUAGGCUCUGAAUAUUAUCCUUUAUCCUCAAGCAACUUAUGAUCUUUUUGGGGGGAAGGGACGUGGGUGAAUCAUGGAAGUGACCCUUGGAAAUCUGAUGCAAAGGUAUGAAGCCUAAACAACUCAUGUUAGGUAAAAGAACAAAAGUAAAGAUCUCUGGGACACUCUCAUAGGGAUUAUUUGAUUGCAAAGAAUGAAAGCACACUCAGAGGAACUCAAAUUUAUUAAAAAUGUUUAUUGUCAGGCUAUAGAAGAAUCCCAGGGAAUCUAGUUGCAUUUCAGGAAGUAUAGCCAAGCUGUAGCCAAUCUGUAUAUCUCACAGAAGCUCUGUUUCUUCCUAAACAUGUGUUCCACUCUCUUCCCUUUUGGAAACUUUUUUUUCUCUGCCGUCUCCCUUUGCUUCCUUUUUGACUCUGGUCUGUAUAAGACAGUGAGUUUCCUGGGUUUGGGCUCUGUACAUCACUUUAUGCCCUCAUAUAUCUUAGAGAGCCAAGUCGCUUGCCUGCAUAUUUCAUGUUUUCUUUCUUUUAAAUAUGUCUUACUGGCACAGUUUCGUCCAGUCAAGUGUUUGCUGGGUACUACAGCCUUCUUUACGAGUCAUGGUCAUUUAGAUAUGCCCACUUCAUUCAUUGGGAGGCUUCUUUAGAGAAGGGUGUGGGUUGAGCAAAUAUACCAAAACCUCCUGUACAUACUGGCAAGAAAUUAUGAGAGAAAAAAAAUCUAGAAAGUUGUUGGACACCCACAUUUCAAAAGACCCCUGAGAUUUUUAAACAUUACUCCCAUGUUUAAAAACAUUGCCUAAGUCAAAUAAAGUGGCCAAAAAUCUGCUUUGGGGAGACUCACCUGUUCUCAGUAGAUAAAAUGAACUAAAAAGCAGAGAAAGUCAGAAAAAACAUAGUUUUAUUCAUGAAAUAGCAGAUGAAAUUUUAAGGACUUAAUAGGGGAAAUAUGACAAGUGAAAUCAGCUGGACCUGAACAUUGAAUGUGGGAGUGAGAGAAACAGAUAGACAAAGGUGGUGCUUUACUUGAGCCUGUGUUUCCCAGAAGGUAGUAGUAUCAAUAGGAGAAAAAUCCAACAUAAGAGAGAAGGUUUGUUGAGCAGUUACGAGGGUGUUUUUUUUUUUUUUUUUUUUUUAAGAUUCAUCCAUCCAUGCAUACAAGAGCAGGGACACAGGCCAGAGGCGUGUGUGUGUGGGGGGGGUGAGGAUUCAACAGAGACAGAGUGGGGAACAGAACAGGCAGACUAACUGAAGUACACUGCUGAGGGGAGCAGCGGGCAAAUCAGGAGAGGUCUGCUGUGCUAUAUGGGUUGCCCCCUGGCCAGCCGGGGAUUGAAUUCAUGCUGCAGAGGCUGCGGACAGCUUCACAGACUGUGUCCCAACCCCUUGUGCCACCAGGGAGGAGUUUUGUUUUUUUAUAUUGAGAAAUCAUAGGGACAUUUAUGUGGUGGUCUCUAGCAAUUGGCUGAUAGAUACCCUUGAGGGAAAGAGGAACUGUCAUGGUAAAAAGCAUCAUCUGGAAGGGAGAUAGUAGAUAGUAGUUUCUGCUUGUGUGUACGUGAGGUGUUUUUAUCGUGUGACAUUACUUGUACAGGUUGAGAUGUUGUGUGUUUAUGUCAUAGGAAUUGAGACUUCACAGAUUGUUCAUGUUGUUUACUGAAAAAUCCUGUGUCUGUUGAAAAGUAUUGAUAGUGAUCUGGGACCUAUGACAAUAAAUCACACAUUUGAUAUUUUUCACUUGCUAUGGAACAAAAGUAUUACUGAUUUUGUGUGGCUAGGCCCUUUUUAUUUCUUCACAGCUUAAAAAUUUUCAAAUUUCAGUUUUUGACUAGAAAUACACAUGAUUUCAAACAUCAAUCAAUACAAAAUGCUACACAUUAGAAAAUCUACCAAGGCAUGAUAACACUUAUUCAUGUUUUCUUAUGCCUAUCUUAUAGUACAGUUAAACAUGCUAGAAAGAAUUCAAUAGAGAAUCAUAAAAGGAAUCCAAAAGGUAGA
This is a messenger RNA of Talpa occidentalis (Iberian mole), 8190 nucleotides long. RefSeq lists its product as uncharacterized. The transcript has a single exon. NCBI's taxonomy places the organism in Eukaryota, Metazoa, Chordata, Mammalia, Eulipotyphla, Talpidae. The coding region runs from base 3279 to 4820 and encodes 513 amino acids. The record is from RefSeq and is a predicted model, not a curated record.